Messenger RNA from Oncorhynchus keta (chum salmon), 13221 nucleotides. Its product is annotated as protocadherin-16-like. The transcript is spliced from 31 exons. Gene Ontology annotation, cellular component: cell-cell junction; plasma membrane. Gene Ontology annotation, molecular function: calcium ion binding. The record is from RefSeq and is a predicted model, not a curated record. Gene Ontology annotation, biological process: homophilic cell-cell adhesion. NCBI's taxonomy places the organism in Eukaryota, Metazoa, Chordata, Actinopteri, Salmoniformes, Salmonidae. The coding region runs from base 435 to 10361 and encodes 3308 amino acids.
AGGCAGCAGCAGCUCUGCAAAAAGACGCUGCAGUAAUUGUUAGUGUGGAUGAUGUCCGGAUGCCGAGAAGUUGAUAACGUCCUGACUACAACAUUUUAACCAUACUAAGGAAACGGUCGCGGAAAAAGUUAUUUUGAAUUGCCUAUCCCUCGCCACCUGACAAGGAAUAUGGUACAGAAUAAAUCACAAGAGGUUGCUGGAGUGAAAACGCAUUCACCAUCCUAAAGGAUCGUUUAGAAAGGAUACCGCUUUGUCUUUUGGAAAUGGAUUUUAGGAGUUUUUUAACUUUAGUUUAGAUUUUUACUCUGCCUUUUUCACUCCACAAGGGAUUUGUUUAAAGAAGCGACCGUUAUUGUUGGGAUAUUUGCUAACGGACGUGCGUGCGCUCAGUGGCAGAGAAGGAGCAGAUGAAUGUUUAGGAAGAAACCUUCAGAAUGAAGACCGAGGCCAAGGGUUUGGGACGGUCUGUGUCGAGGUCGCUGCAGGAUAAGGGCCGGUGGAGCCGAGGGGUCCUGCUGCUGGCCUACAUCAUCCUGGAGCUGAUCACCGUCCACUCCUCCACCGUCCUGGGGAACCUGGAGCUCCAGCUGGAUGAGGAACAGCCAGCCGGAACCAUCGUAGGGGACAUCAGCGCUGGGUUACCGCCUGGUGUCACCGCAAAUCUUUACUUCAUUUCAGACCACGAGGGCACUGGGGUGGGGAGUGACCUGGACAUAGAUGAGAGCACGGGCAUCAUCAAGACAGCCAAGGUGUUGGACCAUGAGCUGAGGGACCGAUACAACUUCAUUGCAGUGACAAUGACGGGUGUGACCGUUGAAGUGACCAUCACAGUGAAUGACAUCAAUGACCAUGCUCCUACAUUCCCCCGGAGGAGAGCGGCAUUCAAAAUCCCGGAAAUGACAGCGGUGGGAACCAGGUUCCCCCUAGAGCCGGCGGUGGACGGGGACAAAGGCCAACUGACUACCCAGGGAUACAUCAUCAAAGAUGGGAACCCCGGCCAGGCUUUCCUCCUGGAGACCCGGAGAGGCUCCAACCAGGUUCUCUAUCUGGACCUGGUGGUCAACACUCUUCUGGACAGCGAGACCACACCGUCUUAUACGCUAUCCUUGGAGGCGUUCGAUGGAGGCUCCCCUAAGAGGACUGGUCAGAUGGUGCUAGAUGUGACGGUUCAGGAUAUCAACGACAACGCUCCAGUCUUCAACCAGAGUCGCUACCACGCCAUUAUCUCAGAGAAUCUGCAGCCGGGUAGCAACAUUCUCCAAGUCUUUGCCUCUGACAUCGACCAAGGAGACAACGGUCUGGUUCUGUACGAGAUCAACCGCAGGCAGAGCGACCCGGAGAGCUACUUCGUCAUCGACUCUCGUACGGGUGUCAUCACGCUCAACAAGCCUCUGGACUUUGAGAUGCGGAGGGUCCACGAGCUUGUGGUCCAGGCGAGGGAUAACGCCACGCAGCCCGAGGUUACCAACGCCUUCGUCACAAUCCACGUCCGGGACUACAAUGACAACCAGCCCACCAUGACCAUCAUCUUCCUCAGCGAAGACGGCUCCCCACAGAUCUCCGAGGGUGCCCAGCCUGGCCAGUAUGUCGCCCGCAUCUCCGUCACCGACCCAGACUACGGAGAAUACGCCAAUGUCAAUGUCUCCUUGGAAGGAGGGGACGGGAAGUUUGCCCUGACCACCAAAGACAACAUAAUCUACCUGAUGUGUGUGGACCAGAUCCUAGACCGAGAGGAGAGGGACACAUACGAACUCAGAGUGAUGGCUACAGACGCAGGCACCCCUCCUCUCAGGGCUGAGUCCUCCUUUACGAUACAAGUCACUGACGUCAAUGACAACCCUCCUCUGUUUGAUCAGCAGCAGUACAGACAGGUCAUACCUGAGGUGGUGUUCCCAGGGAGCUUCGUGUUGCAGGUCACGGCUAGAGACAAAGACCAGGGGCCCAAUGGAGACAUCACAUACAGCCUCCUGCAGGAUGGCAAGGCCGGCCAGGAUGAGAACCAGGCCCAGUGGUUCACCAUAGACCCAGUAACAGGGAUCAUCACCACACUCUCCCAGCUGGAUUACGAGUCGCAGCCCAGGCCGAAUGUGACAGUGGUGGCUACAGACGGAGGGAGGCCUUCCCUGUCCUCCACAGCUCUGGUCCAUGUGGUGCUGCAGGAUAUUAAUGACAACGAACCUGUGUUCGGUACCAACUUCUACAAUGUAUCGAUCAAGGAGAACACGGCCGCUGGGACCUGCAUCCUAGAGGUGACAGCGACAGAUGCGGACGGUGGCUCCUUCGGCUCCAUCAGCUACUCUCUGGGGUCAGGCAUCAACAGUGCUGUCCCCUCCCAGUUCUCUGUAGGGAAGGAGACAGGACAGAUCUGUACCAACGUGGCUCUGGACAGGGAUCAGGGACCAACCAGCUAUGACUUUACCGUCACCGCCGUGGACGGGGGCGGUCUGAACUCUGUGGCCUAUGUCAGGGUGGACCUGCUGGACAUCAAUGACAACAGACCAGUCUUCUACCCUGUGAGCUACGCCGUCAGCCUUAGCUCCCAGAGUGCACCUGGCACUUCUGUUGUCAAGGUUACGGCCCUUGACCCCGACACUGGGGAGAACGGGAGGGUCACGUACCGAACCGUCCCUAGGGGCAACUCUCCCUUCUUCACCCUCAACAAAGACACAGGUGUGAUCUCCCUGUCCCGGUCGCUGCACGGCAAGGCCAACACGGUGAUCCCCAUGGUGGUUUCAGCCCAGGACGGAGGGGGUUUGGCAGCACUGGUCAACGCCCGGGUCAACAUUAGUGUGGUGGCAGGCCUGGUGGCGCCCCCUGUGUUCGAACACAGCCAGUACAGCUUCACUGUAUCUGAAAACGUACUGCGAGGGACUGAGGUUGGCAUCGUACAGGCCAUCAGUAAGAACGGCGGCCCCAGUAAGGACAUCCUGUACACCAUCUCCUCUGGAGACCCUGCUGGCUACUUCACUGUGGACCCAGAGAGUGGUGCCCUGCGGACCAGCCUUCCUCUGGACCACGAGGCCCAGCCCUCUCUAACCCUGGAGCUCCAGGCUCGUAGCGGCAGCCCCCCUGCCUUCGGUCAGACCCACGUCCACAUCACCAUCCAGGACAUCAACGACAACGCUCCUGUCUUCAUGCCCUCCUCUUCUGAGUCUCUCCUCCUCCCAGAGCACACAGAGAUAGGGACCGUGGUCUACAGAGUCCAGGCCAAAGACCGGGACUCCGGCCUCAACGGCCAGAUGACCUUUGAUCUUUCCUCCACCGCGACCUCAAUCGGAGGUCAAAGAACCUUUUCCAUGGAGCGCAGCACAGGGGAGAUCCGGCUGGUUGGCGGGCUGUCAUACGACGUAACGCCGCGUUACGACCUGACGGUGACAGCUAAAGAUGGCGGCGCGCCGCAGCUAAGCUCUACCAUGAUGCUGGUGGUGCACGUCCAGGCGGAGAACGACCACGGUCCCGUGUUCGACACCCUGACCUACCGCGUGGAGCUGAGGGAGAACACGCCGCUCAGCACACGCUUCCUACAGGUGCGAGCUCUGAGCCUGGACACCACAGGUUCAGGCUCCUCCUCUCCACUGGCGUACUACCUGAGACCUGACGGAGACGCAGCAGGGUUUGGCAUUGCAGCAGACAGCGGCUGGCUGUUUGUGAAGAGCGCCCUGGACAGAGAGGUGAAGGACAUGUACAUGUUGAUGGUUCUGGCCACGUCGGGCCACGGGCAGCUGACGAAGACGGGCAGUGCCACGGUGAGGGUGUCCGUGACCGAUGAGAACGACAACUCACCUCGUUUGACACAGGAGAGGGCUUUCCUGGCCGUGAGAGAGAACCUUCCGGCGGGGUCAGGGUUCGGACGGGUUUCGGCUAUGGAUCGCGACUCAGGGCUCAACGGCAGGCUCAGUUACAGACUCCUACACUCAGACAGAAGCUUCCAGAUCAACUCACACACAGGUGAGAUCAGUACCCGUGUAGGUCUGGACAGGGAGCAGCAGAGUAGUUACCAGGUGUUGUUGGUGGUCCAGGAUGGAGGUACUCCCCCGCGCAGCGCUACAGGGACAGCCUUCAUCACCGUCCUGGAUGAGAACGACAACACUCCCUCCUUCAGACACAGCCAGCCUGGCAGAGGACUUACCAUGCAGGUGAUGGAGGGCCAGGCAUCAGGUCUACUGCUGGGGAAAGUACAGGCCAAGGACCCUGAUGAGGGAGAGAACGGCACGGUGUACUACUCCAUGUCAGGUCCCAGAGCAGAGCGUUUCUCUCUGAACCCGACUACAGGUGAACUGCAUUCCUCCUCUCCUCUGAGUCACUCUGACAGAGCUGAGUACAGCUUCACUGUGACUGCCACUGACCGAGGCCAGCCAUCUCACAGCGCUACCUGUUCACUACACAUACAGGUCCUGAGUGCGAGCAGAGCUCCUUCCAAAGCCAACUCCCUCUCCAUAUACUUAAACUCCGUUGAGGAGGCCAAACCGGGCUCUGUGAUUGGCUCUGUGAAGUCACAUGACAGCUUAGAGCUCCCUGAGGCUGGUCAGGUGACCUAUACGGUGGUGGGCGGGUCAGACCGAGACGGAACGUUCAUGGUGGACCGUCAGACAGGUGACGUGUACCUGGCAAGGGAGCUGGACUACGAGCGAUCUGCCCGCUACACACUACAGAUAGAGGUGGACGACUUCUCCAUGACAUUACCCAGCAGCCACCUGGUGCAGCUGGACAUCGAGGUGAAGGACAGCAACGACCACGCACCCUACUUCCCGGAGGACCCCGUUACCAUGGUGAUACCUGAGAACAUGGAGCCUGGGGCGUCCAUCUACACCUUCCAGGCCUCAGACCAGGAUGGAUCAGGACCCAACAGCCUGCUGACCUACUCCAUCCUGCACCAGUACCCUGACCUCCCUGACAUCCUGACCCUUCACCCUUCCACUGGCGUCCUGACCCUGGCGCAGGAACUGGACCAUGAGGUUACUUCCUCCCUCAUCCUGGUCGUACAGGCGACAGACUCCGCCCUGAACGACAGCCAGCGGCGCUGGGGCUCCGUGACAGCAAGGGUGUUUGUGACAGACGAGAACGACAACGCUCCAGUGUUUAGCUCGCCUUCUGCGGUCAGUGUCAUGGAGGACCAGCCUGUGGGCUUCGUGGUUCUCUACGUUGUGGCGCGAGAUGCCGACCAGGGGGAGAACAGACGGGUCAGCUACUUCAUCGAGACUGGCAAUGCUGGAGGGACGUUCAGCCUCAACCCUAAUACUGGUUCUCUGUCUAUCCUGAAGCCCAUCGACCGGGAGGAGCAGGUCCUGUUCAACCUGACCAUCGUAGCCCAGGACCACGGGGUACCAGCGCUCUCAUCCAGCCAGCUGCUGUCUGUCCAGGUCAUCGACGUGAACGACCAGGUGCCCUGGUUCCAGGAGAAGCAGUACCAAGCCCAGAUUACAGAGAACCAGCCUGCAGGAACCACUGUUCUGGUGGUGUCAGCCUCCGACCUGGACCAAGGUACCAAUGGCCAGGUGACAUAUGGAGGCAUCUCUGAUGAGGGUUUCAGCAUUCACCCAGCUACAGGUGUUAUAACCACCACUAAAGCCCUGGACAGAGAGGCACAGGAACAAUACACACUGACAGUGUAUGCCCGAGACGGUGGCAUGCCUCCUAACUUUGCCCGGGCGUCAGUGAGGAUCCGGAUGUUGGAUGAGAAUGACAACGCCCCAACGUUCAGUAGACUGUACUACAGUCUGGAGGUGCCUGAGAACAUGGAGGCUGUUGAGCUGUUCACCCUCAGAGCUACGGACCUGGACACUGGAGACAGCGGAGAGAUGACCUACAAGAUCACAGCAGGCGACCCAUCAGGUGACUUCCGUGUGGACAGGAAGUCAGGUGUUCUCUCCACCUCCAGACCGCUGGACAGGGAACGUAGGGCCAGGUACAGUCUGACAGUGACAGCCCUUGACGGGGGCUCUCCGGCCCUGAGCAGCACGGCCACUGUAGAGGUCACUCUCCUGGACGUCAACGACCACAGCCCCCAGUUCACCAGCCCCAGCUACAUCGCUGACCUCUCUGAGGAUGCUCCUAUUGGCUCCCUGGUGCUGGAGGUCUCUGCUACUGACCUGGACCAAGGGUCUAACAGCCAGGUGCUGUACUUCCUGUUGCGCGGUUCCCAGGGCAUGUUCAUCAUUGACCAGCACACGGGACAUGUCAUCACCGCCGCGCCGCUCGACCGGGAGCGAACCGCGUCGUACACUUUCGAUGUCUGUGCCACAGACCCGUCCCCCGCCAGCCCACGCAACUCCACCGCCACGGUCAAUGUGUAUGUACAGGACGUGAACGACAACGCUCCAUUCUUCAUCCAGGAUCCCCUGGUUAUCAACAUCUCUGCCUCCAGUGUCUCCUCCCACCGCGUCCUGGCCACCAUGCGGGCGGAGGACCGUGACUUUGGGGCCAACGGCUCAGUGUUCUACCGCUUCGCCAGCCCUGUCCGGGGCUUCACCAUUAACUCUCUGACCGGGGACAUACAGGCUACAGAGAAGCUGCAGGGACUGACCCAGGGCCAGAGGACUCUGAUUGUAGAGGCUAUGGACCAGGGCAGCCCAGCCCAGUCCUCUCUAGGGGUGGUGGUCAUCUACAUCAGAGAACAGACCUACAGGGGGAUCCGCUUCUCACGCCACGCUAGAGAUGUCAGUCUGCAGGAGAACGCUGCCAAAGGUACCGCCGUGGUGCAGACUCAGGCCCAGUACCCUGAUGGAUCCCGUAGUGGGAUCAGUUACAGCAUCUUCAGUGGCAACACCCUACUCUCCUUUGGAAUCAGCUCUUCCACUGGUGAGAUCUGGGUACAGAGCUCCAUGGGGCUGGAUUAUGAGGAGUCCCCUAGACUCCGCCUAGUGGUGAAGGCUGAAACUGCAUCCUCCAGUUCCUUCAUGGCGGUCAACCUGAUCCUUCAGGACGUCAAUGACAACCUGCCGCGCUUCCAGCUGCAGAACUAUGUAGCCUACAUACGAGAGGCACAGGGAUAUCAUUUUCCUAUCAUACAGGUGGUGGCUGAUGACCUUGACCAGGGCCAGAAUGGUCAGGUGACCUAUAGCCUGAGGUCGUCGUCUCUCAGCGGCCUGUUCAAGAUCGACUCGCUGACCGGAAGCAUCACCACCGCCGCUAUCAUGGACCGAGAGAUCUGGACACAAACCAAGCUGGUUGUUACGGCGACGGACCGGGGCACACCACGAUUGGCCGGCUCGGCGACCCUCACGGUGAUCAUCGUGGACCUCAACGACAACAGUCCUACAAUCCCUCUGCCGCGUGAGAUCAGAGUACCAGAGAACACUCUGGUUGGCUCGGUAAUAACCCAGGUGACAGGAAAUGACGUGGACUCAGGCCCCGCCCUGUCCUACACCCUCCACCUGGACCUGUCUUCCCAGGGCGUAUUUGGGAUCCACCGCUACGGGGGCGGGGUGUCUCUGACCGCCCCUCUGGACUACGAGGAGAAGACCUGGUACACGCUGACUGUCAGGGCUACUGACUCCAAACACCAGACUGAAGCUAACCUCACCAUACUGGUGGAGGAUGUCAAUGAUAAUGCUCCUACGUUCACACAGGAUCUUUACCAGAUGACUCUGGCAGAGCACUCCCCAGCUGGCAGUGCAGUUGUCACUGUGACAGCCACGGACCGCGAUUCUGGGGAGAACGGCCGCGUCACCUACAGAGUGAUGUCAUCAACCCGGGAUAUCUUCUACAUCGACCCCAGCAAUGGUACCCUGUUCAUCACCCAGCAGGCAGAGUUUGACUCUGAAAACCCUUCUAUCCUGGUGGUAAUAGAGUCCAGAGACAUGGGAACACCAGCCCUCUCCUCCAUCGCUACUGUACAGGUCCAGGUGACUGACAUCAAUGACAACGCGCCCGUCUUCCACCAAUCAGAGUACAGAUCCACGGUGUCGGAGGACGGCCUUCCGGGCGCCACCAUCCUGACCCUAGAGGCGACCGACGGCGACGCGUCACGCGACAACUGCGGCUUCGACUUCACCAUAGCCAGCGGAAACUCAGGCAAUGCCUUCCAAAUCGAGAGCAGCGUACGCUUCCUGGAAGGACGAGGCUUCCAGACGGUAGGCAGCGUGGUAUUGACUGGUGAGGGCCUGGACUUCGAGGCUGUGUCCAGUUACAACCUGACCGUGGUCGUGUCGGACCGUGGCGUGCCCCAGAGGAGCUCGGCUGUCUCUGCGCUGAUCAGUGUGACAGAUACUAACGACAACCCUCCGGCGUUCAGCAGGGCAGAGUACAGUGUGGUGCUGAGUGAAGGAACAGCCGCAGGGACUGAAGUCCUCAGCCUGUCUGCAACAGACCCAGACUCCUCGGUAGUAGGGAAGGUGCAGUACCUGAUCAGCUCUGGGGAUGAGACGGGUAUGUUCCAGGUAGACCGCUGGACCGGAGCCCUGAGGCUGCAGAGACCACUGGAAAAUGAGAGACAGGGAUCCCAUGUGAUCAUUGUGCAGGCGUCAGAUGGACAGGGUCACUAUGCGCUGGCUCCAGUCACUGUGGAGGUGAAGGACAUUAAUGACAACAGACCUUACUUCCCCCUGCCUGUCCUCACCGCCAGCAUCAGAGAGAACCAGCCUCACAACACCCUUGUCACCAUGCUGCACGCCAUCGACCAGGACACAGGAGUCUUUGGACAGCUGAGAUACUACAUGUUGGACAAGACUGGAGAGGGGAAAGACGCCUUCCUGGUCAACCAGACGUCAGGCGAGGUCCGGACUCGCUUCACCUUCGACUUUGAGAAAGUCAACUUGUUCAACUUUGUAGCUCUGGCCAUGGACGCAGGGAACUUCUCUGCCACGGUGACCGUCCAGGUGUACGUGACAGGGGAGGAUGAGUACGACCCUGUGUUCUCCGACCCAGAGUUCUCCUUCUUAGUUCCUGAGGGGUCGAAGAAGGGCCAGAGCAUUGGUCAGGUGACAGCCAGAGACGAGGACGAGGGAGUAGACGGGAUUGUUCUGUACUCCCUAGCUGACCCCUCGCCCUACUUCCAGGUCAAUGCAUCGACGGGCGUGGUUUUCCUGAAGAUGGACAGCCACGUCCAUCAUCUGAGCAGGUCCAAGAGGGAGGUCCGUGUGAUGAACCUUGACCUGAAGGCCCACAGCCCUCUGGAGACAUCCCGUGUGGCCACCGCUCGCAUCACCGUUGACGUAACACACACCUCCUUUGGCGUGGCAUCGGACAUGAACCUGCUGCUGGUCAGUGUGAUCGCUGUGUCCCUGGGAGCCAUCCUCAUCCUCAUCUUCAUCGCCAUGGCUCUGUUCUGUGUGAGACUGAGACGUCAGAGGAAGGAGCAGCAGAGUCGCUGCAGACCUCCAGCCUCUCCCGGCCACGGCACGAUGCUGCACAAACUAGAGGAGACUAAAGUCACUGGCACCGACCGGAGCAUCUACCACCAGGCCUUACCAGGGUACACUUCUGACCAAACUGGGAGUGGUGUGGGAGGGCCAUACCCCCGCGGGGGCUCCCUGGACCCAUCCCACUCCAGCGGGCGUGGCUCGGCAGAGGCGGCAGAAGACGAUGAGAUCCGGAUGAUCAACGAGUACCCCCGUGUCUCCUCCAUCUCUUCGUCCAUGCAGGAACACAUCUCAGCCCGCGGGCCAGACUCUGGUAUCCAGCAGGACGCUGAUCAGCUGUCUGACGUCUCCUGUGAGCCCAACAUGGACGCCAACCAGUGGUUCAAGGCCAAGAAGCUGGCCAGUCUCAGUGGGACUCUGCUGGCUGGCCAGGUGCCUGUCUACAGGGAGGAUGGUGGAGGUUAUCUGGGGGUAGGGAGGGGGCUGAACAUCUCCCACCCUAAAGACUAUGCCUUCCCAGUGGAUGGUAAACCCGCUGUGGACGGCUCCCUCACAGCCAUAGUGGCCAGUGACGAGGAGCUGAGGGGUAGUUAUAACUGGGACUACCUGCUGGACUGGUGCCCACAGUUCCAGCCAUUAGCAAGCGUCUUCACGGAGAUAGCGAGGUUAAAGGAUGAGACGGCCCCUCCUAACCCUCGCAGACCACUCCAGCACAAAGCCAAGGUGGACCCCAAACCCCCUCGCAUUGACCCCCCGCCCCUAAUCACCUCCAUAGCCCACCCCGGGGCGAAGACAGUCCCGGUCAAGCCUGCCCCCGUUAAGCCCUCUGUGGGGAGGUCCUCCUUCCCCCAUCUGGCCUCCCUACGGAGGUCCCCCAUCAGUCACGAGGGCUCCCCCUCCUCAGUAGCCAUGUCCCCCAGCUUCUCCCCCUCCCUGUCCCCCCUGGCCGCCCGCUCCCCGGCCAUCACACCUUUCGGCGUCACCCAGGGCCCCUCAGCCUCCAUGAUCAGCACCACUGAACACAGCAUGGAGCACAGUGAAGAGGCCGAGAUGAGGAUAUAGACUAUAGACUCACAGAUGAGGAUAUAGACUCUGUAGACUGAGGAGGAAAUAGACUCUGUAGACUGAAAUUAAGAUAUAGACUAUAUUGACUAACAGAUGAGGAUAUAGAUUCUAUCGACUCACAGAUGAGGAUAUAGACUCUAUUGACUCACAGAUGAGGAUAUAAACUCUAUUGACUCACAGAUGAGGAUAUAGAAUCUAUUGACUAACAGAUGAGGAUAUAGACUAUAUUGACUCACAGAUGAGGAUAUAGACUCUAUUGACUAACAGAUGAGGAUAUAGACUCUAUUGACUCACAGAUGAGGAUAUAGACUAUCGACUCACAGAUGAGGAUAUAGACUCUAUUGACUAACAGAUGAGGAUAUAGACUCUAUUGACUCACAGAUGAGGAUACAGACUGUAGACUGAGAUGAGGAUAUAGACUCUGUAGACUCUGAGGUACUAGAGAUUGGAAGACUGAUACUGAGUUAUUGUUCCUCAAAAGACAGAGGUGAUGUAUCAAUUGACACCCUAUUUAGGUUGCAGGGUGGUACCCCUCCUAAUGUGUAAUGGUCACAGUCUGGUGUCAAUAUACUGUAUCGUACAGUGUACCUUCCAUUCUGGCCAGAACACAGAGUGUGGUUAAGUACUGUAGUUAAAUAAUGAAGUAACUCUCAAAUGGACUCAAAAGGUGGUAGCUGCAUCAUAAACUAAUGGGACCCUCAAACUGAACCAGAAUGAAAACUGAGGCGAAAAUGGAUGUUGCCUUUUCCUCUUCCCUCUAUCCAAUCAGUGUCAAGAGAACAAAACUACCCAGGAUUUGCACAUUCUAAUGGGGAGCCAUGAUGUCAAUAUUCUGUAGAAGAUAUUUUUAUACUGACUUUGGUUUCUGACUAGAAAUGGCACUAAUUCUGUGCCAGAAGGCUGUUAUAGCCUCAGAAUAUAUUUCCAUAUGUGUAUAUUUCUAGCUAUGUAACAGUAUGUUGUGAACUCCAUGUUUGUUCUAUUUUAUGUACUUAACCAUUGUGUUCUUGGAACGAAAAAAAGCUCUAUAUUUCUAUUAGUGUGAUUGAUUGGGGGAUAUGCUGUCAUUUCUUGUAAAUAUUUAUUACGGAGGAGCGAAAAAAGAGCUUGCGUUGCUGGAAGAACAUGAUACCAGUAUCAAUACAGUGUUUGGUCAAGAAGCUUUCAAAAAUAAUCUGCUGAAGUGUUGGAUCCCUCUCAUACUAAUUCAGUGUGCCAUAUGUGUGUCUCCCAAAUGGCACCUAUUGCCUAUAUAGUGCACUACCUGGUCAAAAGUAGUGCACUAUAAAGGGAAUAGGGUUCCAUUCGGGAUGUAAACACAGUCUUUUGAGUAUAGUUUGAAAGGAUCAGUCAUGCAUGUUCUCAUGUCCUAAGCACGUUCCUUUGUUUCUUCCUCCAGUCUAGUUUAGGUGAACUUGACACCGAUUGAUCGUGUCCUUUUUUUCAGGUUCUUUGCUGUGAUUUUAAUCACGAUGAGCCGUACAGGUCUACUUGGUAUUCUAGUGGCAUAGUAGACCCAGACAAGGGCAGAACCACUCAGACACAGACAGGGGAGGUCAGAAACAUCACAGAGACCAGCUGCAAUAUAACUACAACGUUUCCCGCAGUAGAACAAAGGAAAAUAAAACAAAUGUCAUGUAUGUCAGCAGACAGGUCCAGUUGUUAUUGUAGUGGCAGUCUUACCAUCCAGACAGACAGGUCCAGUUGUUAUUGUAGUGGCAGUCUUACCAUCCAGACAGACAGGUCCAGUUGUUAUUGUAGUGGCAGUCUUACCAUCCAGACAGACAGGUCUAGUUGUUAUUGUAGUGGCAGUCUUACCAUCCAGACAGACAGGUCUAGUUGUUAUUGUAGUGGCAGUCUUACCAUCCAGACAGACAGGUCUAGUUGUUAUUGUAGUGGCAGUCUUACCAUCCAGACAGACAGGUCCAGUUGUUAUUGUAGUGGCAGUCUUACCAUCCAGACAGACAGGUCUAGUUGUUAUUGUAGUGGCAGUCUUACCAUCCAGACAGACAGGUCCAGUUGUUAUUGUAGUGGCAGUCUUACCAUCCAGACAGACAGGUCUAGUUGUUAUUGUAGUGGCAGUUGAACCGUCCAGACAGACAGGUCUAGUUGUUAUUGUAGUGGCAGUCUUACUAUCCAGACAGACAGGUCUAGUUGUUAUUGUAGUGGCAGUCUUACCAUCCAGACAGACAGGUCUAGUUGUUAUUGUAGUGGCAGUCUUACCAUCCAGACAGACAGGUCCAGUUGUUAUUGUAGUGGCAGUCUUACCAGACAGACAGGUCCAGUUGUUAUUGUCGUGGCAGUCAAACCGUCCAGACAGACAGGUCUAGUUGUUAUUGUAGUGACAGUCGAACCAUCCAGACAGACAGGUCUAGUUGUUAUUGUAGUGGCAGUCUUACCAUCCAGACAGACAGGUCUAGUUGUUAUUGUAGUGGCAGUCGAACCGUCCAGACAGACAGGUCUAGUUGUUAUUGUAGUGGCAGUCGAACCGUCCAGACAGACAGGUCUAGUUGUUAUCGUAGUGGCAGUCGAACCGUCCAGACAGACAAGUCUAGUUGUUAUCGUAGUGGCAGUCGAACCGUCCAGACAGACAAGUCUAGUUGUUAUUGUAGUGGCAGUCGAACCGUCCAGACAGACAGGUCUAGUUGUUAUUGUAGUGGCAGUCGAACCAUCCAGACAGACAAGUCUAGUUGUUAUUGUAGUGGUAGUCGAACCAUCCAGACAGACAGAAGACAAAACAGCUGACAUGAGGUUUGAGUAGAGGUUUGAAUUCUCCCCAGGAUUUUUUAACAAGGUGGUGCUGCUGAGUACGGUGGGGUAAACCAAUUUACUUUAUUUUUAUAUAUAUAUAUAUAUA